Messenger RNA from Archocentrus centrarchus (flier cichlid), 1969 nucleotides. RefSeq names its product protein phosphatase 2 phosphatase activator (gene ptpa). The record is from RefSeq and is a predicted model, not a curated record. Gene Ontology annotation, cellular component: protein phosphatase type 2A complex; nucleus; cytoplasm. NCBI's taxonomy places the organism in Eukaryota, Metazoa, Chordata, Actinopteri, Cichliformes, Cichlidae. Gene Ontology annotation, biological process: mitotic spindle organization. Gene Ontology annotation, molecular function: peptidyl-prolyl cis-trans isomerase activity; protein tyrosine phosphatase activator activity. The coding region runs from base 265 to 1287 and encodes 340 amino acids. The transcript has 10 exons.
CCUGCAGCUGCUGCUCGGAGCUUUAUCUGCUAAAGUUACUCAGCUGGAAAACAGCCCAGAUGCCUUAAAUAAGUGGGAGGAGUGGCUGUUAGUGCGCACUUUUAAGUACAAAUUCAAUGCAAUUUCUUUCUUUCUCGCUUUACUUCCACUAUACGACAGCGGUAAAUAUAUUUUAAGCCCUCAUAAAGUUUGAUUUUCAGCACCUGGGGCAAAAUAAUCAGGGCUGUCACUCCGUUGGCGAACAUGUGGGGGCAGUACUGAGUAAUGAGCCUACCGGGGAAUAACCCCACGAAGAAGACUGUCAGGCUCGCCAUGGCGGAAACAGAGCAGCAGUCAGGGUCCACUCCUGAAGAUGAAGCCCCUGAGGCGGGGGCCAGCUUCACCUUUAUGGUGCCCAAGAAAGAAAUCAGCAUGGUGCCUGACAUGGGAAAGUGGAAGCGAUCUCAGGCCUACGCCGACUACAUCGGCUUCGUUCUGACUCUGAAUGAAGGUGUGAAGGGGAAGAAGCUCACAUGUGAAUAUAAAGUGUCUGAGACGGUGGAGAAGCUCGUAGACCUUCUCGGGACUCUGGACCGAUGGAUAAAUGAGACUCCGCCCGUCGACCAGCCGUCACGCUUCGGGAAUAAGGCGUACAGAAGCUGGUACGCCAAACUAGACCAGGAAGCAGAGGCGUUGGUGUCAGCGGUCCUUCCUGCUGAUAAAUGUGCAGCCGCUCCGGAGAUCGCCGUCUACCUGAAAGAGUCCGUGGGAAACCCCACCAGGAUAGACUACGGCACAGGUCACGAAGCGGCUUUCGCAGCGUUCCUCUGCUGCCUCUGUAAGGUCGGAGCGCUCAGGGUGGAUGAUCAGCUGGCUAUCGUCUUUAAGGUGUUCAACAGGUAUCUCGAGGUGAUGCGGAAGCUGCAGAAGACCUACAGGAUGGAGCCGGCUGGGAGUCAAGGGGUUUGGGGUCUGGACGACUUCCAGUUUCUGCCUUUCAUCUGGGGCAGCUCCCAGUUCGUAGAUCACCCGACCUUGGAGCCUCGGCACUUUGUCGACGAGCGGGUGGUGAACGAGCACCACCAGGACUACAUGUUUCUGGAGUGCAUCAAGUUCAUUAAUGAGAUGAAGACGGGUCCGUUUGCCGAACACUCCAACCAGCUGUGGAACAUCAGCGCCGUUCCCUCCUGGUCCAAAGUCAACCAGGGCCUGAUCCGAAUGUACAAAGCCGAGUGUUUGGAGAAGUUCCCCGUCAUCCAGCACUUCAAGUUCGGUAGCUUGCUGUCCAUCCAGCCGUCGAAGCCUUAACGCUCACGGGAGGAAAUGCGACGGAAAAGACCAAAAUCCCAACUCGUCGGAACCUACAGCUUCCCUUCCUCCGGCGUCCUCACGUGCAAAUCCGACAGUAGCAAAAGGCAACCACAUGUAGUGACACCUCAUUCCCUCAUGGGCACGCGUGUGGUCAUGACAGCUUGCAGACAUCCAUAACUUUAAUGCAGAAGUGGACGAAGACCUUUGUGAAUCUGGGGCGGCGCAUUUUUGUCGUGUUAUUUAUAUGAUGAUAGAGUUUGAGGGACUUUUGUUUUAUUUUCAGGUUUGCUCAUUGGUGCUUCAUAUUUAAAUCUGACACUGGAGUGGAGAAACAGCAGACUUUGUUCCAGCUGCAGUUUUAUUUUUAGGCCAGAUGUUUGCGUUUCUUUGCAGAUUUACCAGUGAUGAAAUUUCCCAUUUUAUCCAAACAUCUCAUUCAUAAUUUGACAUGGAUAGUGUUCUGUAUAUAUUAGCGUUUAUGACGUGUAUUCAGGGCAAAGUCAUGGAUCAGAUUUGACUGUUUGCAUGAAAGCUCGUUAGUUUUCUGUCCCUCACAGUCAUGUCAGUAGUGCAGACCAGUGUGUUGGUCAGACCUGGUCUGCAUCCAUUAUUUCACCUGACAUCAGCUCCAAUAGUAAAUAUGUAAAUUGACAAAACAUAAAUAAAUUCCUGUGGUUGA